Molecule: messenger RNA, 2105 nt
Organism: Dendrobium catenatum
Lineage: Eukaryota; Viridiplantae; Streptophyta; Magnoliopsida; Asparagales; Orchidaceae
Product: plastidial pyruvate kinase 1, chloroplastic-like
Exons: 6
Coding region: 182-1909 (575 amino acids)
Biological process (GO): glycolytic process
Cellular component (GO): chloroplast stroma; cytoplasm
Molecular function (GO): pyruvate kinase activity; magnesium ion binding; potassium ion binding
Source: RefSeq, a predicted model, not a curated record
AAAAACUUUCUUAAAGGUUAGCUGCUUUUCGGCAGCGGAGAAUUCGAAGUUCAAUACUCAGAUCUCCCACUCCGUAAACGUCGUCGCCACCAAUAUAUUUAUUAUUUUUUUAAACCCUAUCACCUUCUGCUUCUCCUUUCUCCACUGCCAAGCCCCAUCUCCGGCGAAGCUUCGUCCUCAAAUGGCCUCCCAAUCCCUUCACUUCCUGACCCCUGUUAACCCCUCUCGCUCUCUCUCCUCUUCGCCUUUCCUACGACCGUCGCUCCUACCCGUGAGACUCCGCCUCUUCCGCAGCUCCGCCGCCGCGCAUACGCCACCGCCAGACCUUAAUCCAUCACCCGUUCCGGUGAUCCUCUCAUCAACAAAUGGCAUCGGUGGUGUCUCUAUCGCUGCGGCCGCAUCGGCGAUUGACGUCGAUGCGGUGACGGAGGCGGAGCUGAAGGAGAACGGGUUCCGAAGCACUCGCCGAACGAAGCUGGUAUGCACGAUCGGGCCAUCUACAUGUGAAGCGGAGCAGAUUGAAGCGCUUGCCGUCGGCGGGAUGAAUGUUGCGAGGGUCAACAUGUGCCACGGCACGCACGAUUGGCACCGACGGGUUAUACGACAGGUGCGCCGGUUGAACGAGGAGAAGGGAUUCGCCGUCGCUGUUAUGAUGGAUACGGAGGGGAGCGAGAUCCAUAUGGGAGAUCUCGGCGGGUUCGCUUCCGCCAAGACAGAGGAUGGUGAAGUUUGGACGUUUAGUGUCAGAGCUUUAAAAGCACCUCUUCCAGAACGCACCAUCAACGUGAAUUAUGAUGGUUUUGCCGAAGAUGUCAGAGUUGGUGAUGAACUUCUCGUGGAUGGUGGAAUGGUCAGAUUUGAGGUGAUUGAAAAGCUUGGUCCUGAUGUAAGGUGCAGAUGCACCGAUCCAGGAUUAUUAUUGCCGAGGGCCAACAUUACUUUCUGGCGAGAUGGUAGCCUAGUACGGGAGCGCAAUGCCAUGCUUCCGACCAUUUCCUCAAAGGAUUGGUUGGACAUAGAUUUUGGGAUUGCCGAGGGUGUAGAUUUCAUUGCAGUCUCUUUUGUGAAGUCUGCAGAGGUUAUUAAUCAUCUGAAAAGCUACAUAGCUGCACGAUGCCGUGACAGCAGAGAGAUUUCAGUGGUUGCAAAGAUUGAAAGCAUUGAUUCUUUAAAAAAUUUGGAAGAGAUUGUCCUUGCUUCAGAUGGAGCUAUGGUGGCUAGAGGAGACUUGGGUGCACAGAUUCCUCUGGAGCAAGUGCCCUCGGUUCAGCAUACGGUAGUUAAAAUCUGCAGGCAACUUAACAGACCGGUCAUUGUUGCCUCUCAGCUACUUGAAUCCAUGAUUGAGUACCCAACUCCAACUAGAGCUGAGGUUGCUGAUGUUUCAGAGGCAGUUAGGCAGAGAGCAGAUGCUCUAAUGCUAUCUGGUGAGUCAGCCAUGGGGCAAUUCCCUGAUAAGGCUUUGACUGUGCUGAGAAGUGUGAGCCUAAGAAUAGAAAGGUGGUGGAGAGAGGAGAAACGCUAUGAAGCUAUGGAGCUCCCUGAUGUUGCUUCUUCUUUUUCUGACAAAAUUUCUGAAGAAAUCUGCAAUUCCGCUGCGAAAAUGGCGAACAAUCUGGGAGUUGAUGCCGUCUUCGUGUACACAAAAACAGGGCAGAUGGCCUCUCUUCUUUCUCGCUGCCGCCCCGACUGCCCAAUCUUUGCUUUCACGACUUCAACCUCUUUGAGAAGACGCCUAAACCUGCAAUGGGGUUUAAUACCUUUCCGUCUGAGCUUCUCCGAUGAUAUGGAGACCAAUCUCAACAAAACUUUCUCACUGCUGAAGCAAAGGGGUAUGAUCCAGUCUGGAGAUUUGGUCAUUGCUCUUUCUGAUAUGUUGCAGUCCAUACAGGUAAUCAAUGUUCCUUAGUGCUUCUGUAAUAUUUUUGCAACUAUUUAUGAACAUAAUAAUUUCUUCUCACUUGCUUAUAUUUAUGUAUUGUAAUAGGAUGAUUGUCUUUUUUUAUUUUUAUUUUUAUGAACUAGGGUUUUAUAACCUGUUUAUGCUAUAUUUUGUUCUUCAUAGGAUGGUCGUCUACCGCCAAUAAUAUUGCUACUCAUCACAA